CUCUCUCUCUCUCCCUCUCACAUACUCACACACGAGCCACAUGACUGAGUCAAGCUCAGUUUUUAGUUUGUACCACAGUUGAGAUAAGGCUUUCUGGGAAACGUAUCCUGGUUGGGCAGCAUUCCAUUUACAAAUAGCAAUGUAUGCUCGGCAGCUGGCAGACUUUUUUUAAUACUCUAAGAAUCGUGGAUAUAUAAAGUCUCGUAAGAUUAUCCCUCAUGGCCACAUCUGCCCCCCGGUCAUCUGUGUUCACCUUUGAGUCUACAGUGCAUUCCUCCCAUGUGCUGCGCUGCCUGGACGAGCAGCGUCGGCGAGACACAAUGUGUGAUGUUACCGUGGUGGUGGAAGGUCAGAGUUUCAGAGCCCACCGCUCAAUUCUCGCUUCCUGCAGCGAGUACAUGAUGCACAGGAUCUCCUCGUUUUCACAGCACGGAGCGGUCAUCACCCUCCCCCAAGAGGUGACAGUUGCUGGCUUUGAACCUUUGCUGAAGUUUGCCUACACAUCCAAACUCAUCUUUGAGAAACACAAUGUCUUAGAAAUACGUAACUCCGCUUCCAUUCUCGGUUUCAACGACCUAGACAAGGCAUGCUUCGAUUUCCUCCUCCCCAAGUUCUUCUCCAGCAGCAAGAGCCCUGCCCCCGUUGCAAGAAAGACCUGUUGUAAAAAGAAAUGCAAGAGGCGACUCUCAAAGGAAGACGGUGCCAUCGACUCUGGCGACGUCUUGCUGUUUGAAAAAGAAGCAAAACCGGUUGCUGACUCACCAUCUCAGCAGGAAGUCACUGGCAGCCAAAUGGAAAGUCAGAAGGGUACAGGCACUCUCACAGUCGCGAUACAGUGUCCCAAGUAUCGCAAGUUCCAGCUGGCUUGUGGAAAGGAAACGUGUGUCCCCGAGAAAAGUCUAAACAAUCCUGUGAUCACAACAGUCAUCAAGAAUGACUGCGACCGCCCUUGCUCGCCCGCCUCCAGCGGUGCGACCAGCAAGAACGACGGUGAGCGGCCCGGUAACUCGCCCUUCAUUCCCACCUCCCAGGGCAAAGGGCCGGCCGAUGAGCCACGGAAAACUGAACAAGAAGGGGUCGGUAGGGGAGGGGAGGUCGACCCAAACGAGAGGCACAGACAAUGGAAUAAGAAGGAAAAAGUGAUGGAGAUGGAGGAAGGCAUCAGCUGUCCAGACACAUUCAAGGUAGUCCCGUCGGGGCGGAGCACAGGGCUGGAUGACAGGUCCUCAGGGUUGAUGUUGUACCACUGUCCCAUGGCAAACUUUGGCGAGUGUCCCGCGAUCACCAGGUCACCGGGGCACAAGAGGUUCUCGGUGGACGGUGCGGAGGGCCAGAAGGAAUCCCGUGCGCUGGCGUCAGCGCCCACUCAUCCAAAGGCAGAGGAUCAGGUAGAAGCUGAGCGGAGAUGGUCAGAUCACGACAUGAAAAUACAACAAACUGGCAGCAACCUGUGGGUAAAAAACAGUGGAGAGAGCCGUGAAAGAGACGCGUCCGAGCACCUGGCCAAGGAGCUGGUGUCCCACACGGGCUUAUUAUCUCAGCUGAAUUUCCAGGACCCUGAAGCGGGACGUUCCUCUGAUGCAGAGAACGGAAAGGUGCAGAACACGUCUCUGCAGUGGCUGAAAUGCCACAACCUCAGUUCCACGAGCUGUCCCUUUUACCAGGAGCUGGACCAAAGCAAGUGUUUGUGGAAGGGCGCAGAGGUGUCUGAGUGCGAAGGGGCGUCUCAAUCAGGUGUAUCUUCCCCUAACUCGGGGGACGAUGGAGACUCAGAGACAGAGACAGAAGGAGACAGCGAGUCCUACACAAGAGAGAGGGCCAGACAGGUGCGGUUGCCUUUCUCUGUAGAGUGGAUUGUGGAUCUGAACAGGAAUGACUUCCAACAGCUGCUGAAGCAACAGGUCUUUACACAGGAACAGCUGGAGUUUGUCCACGACAUGAGGCGACGUAGCAAGAACCGCCUCGCAGCUCAACGCUGCCGCAAGAGGAAACUGGAAUGCAUAAAUGAUCUGCAGUGUGAAAUCAACAAGCUGAAGACAGAGAGGGAGAAGCUAAUGAUGGAGAGGAGCCAUUUGAGCCAGCUGAGGUUGAAGACAUGUCACAGCGUCUCUGCAUUAUGCCAGAAAGUCUGCAACGAAGUCAACCUGAAGCCAGAUCAGCUCCAGGUGUUGGCCCAAUACACCUCCUCGGACUGCCCUCUGUCGUCUUUGUUUCCUCACGUAGAUUCAUUCGUUUCACAGCCUGACUCGCUACUCCAACCUCAGGCUUCACUCUCGGCCUGUUUUGGCCACCUCGAUAUGUACACGGCGGCUGAGGAGGCUCCGUCCAGCUCCACAACGGACACAGUUAAAGGUGAUGGUCAACGACCACUUUAAAUGCACAUUCGGCACACGUAAAUGCCACAAAUGAGUAGUUAUUAAACAUUCCCCCUCUGCAUCAGACAGUAUUUGUAGACGAGUACGUGCUGCAUUGUAAGGUAGUGGCAUACUUGCAAUGCAUUUAUAAUGAGAAGGCCAUAAUCUGCACAAAUUCUCAUCGGCUCUUGCUACCUUUUCAAUUUAAAACAUAUAACUUAAAUGAAAAAGUCAGGAAUGUAUUCCAGGCGUGAAAAACUUGUCAAUUUACUUUAUAGUCUCUGAUAACCUGCUGCAGCAAAUUUUUCACGUUUUUCAAAUGGAUUAUACUUAGUUUUCUGGUUAAAGCGGAACACAACCUGCUUACCAAUCAAGUCAGCCAGGGUGCAUGAUGAGAAUGUUACAAUUGUAAUCACAAGUCAUUGCAUACAUCAGGGAACAAAGGUACCUUUAUUUAUUAUGUGCAUCACUGUUUAAUUAUCUUGGGAUAAAACGCUUCCUCUUUAUACAUGUGUACUUUAAUUGUUGGAUUCUCAGGUGUCAAUAGGAAACUUCAGCACUCAAUACCUCUUGCAGACAGUGUUGUUUCUCCCUUUAGAGCAUUUUGCACUAAAACCAUACAACACAGCAACCAUAAUGUGCGAUGUUUACCUAAGGGCCGCGUGUCUGGCUGAGAUAUAUCAGACUGCAUUGUGGUCCUCUGACCACAGUGACACAGCUCUCCUUGUUUGCACACCCCUCUCAGAGCUCAGCAUUGACUCAACUAAACAGACCUCACAAAUUGACCUAAUGUGUUUUAAGUGCAGCCUGAAGAAAAUGCGUCUUAGCACAGCUAUCACACUGAACAGUAACAAAUCAGCUAUACUUUUAGCAGAAACGCUGCCUCUUUCAGUGGGAUGAAAAUCACAUUGAUGUGUAUAUUUUGUGUUUCCCGUAUUAUCAACAAUCAUGUUAAUUCAUUCUUUACUCAAUGUUUUGUAUUUGUUUGGACUUUUACCUAGAGCCUUUCCCCUGCUUUCCCAAGACUCAACUUUGCAACCUUUUCAUAAUCAAGUUUCACUGUAUCAUAUUUGCAUAUAUUAGUUUAUUUUCACCCAUGAUAAUCACAACAGUUCAAAUAUUAAAUUAGAAGUUUGUCAUUGAUUGUGUGAUGAAAUAGCGAGGGACCACUACGAUUUUUGAGUUUUUAGACGAUGACUUCAGAAGUGUUUUUUUCUGUUUGCUGAAGUUCAUCCACUCAGUGAAAUGGACGAUGAUGCUGGUGCGUAUUGCCCUCUAGUGGCACUUAAAGCUGUAUAGCACAUGCACAUUGUAGUUUUAUUACUUCUAAAGGACUACAUCUUUCUAUAAUGAUCUCAGAAUGGAUUCCUGCAUUUUUUUACAGCAAAUAAAAUGCUUCAAACUAUUAAA
Molecule: messenger RNA, 3764 nt
Organism: Gasterosteus aculeatus aculeatus (three-spined stickleback)
Lineage: Eukaryota; Metazoa; Chordata; Actinopteri; Perciformes; Gasterosteidae
Gene: bach1b
Product: BTB and CNC homology 1, basic leucine zipper transcription factor 1 b
Biological process (GO): regulation of transcription by RNA polymerase II
Molecular function (GO): protein binding; RNA polymerase II cis-regulatory region sequence-specific DNA binding; DNA-binding transcription factor activity, RNA polymerase II-specific
Source: RefSeq, a predicted model, not a curated record